Messenger RNA from Calypte anna (Anna's hummingbird), 1626 nucleotides. It is a transcript of the gene ACTG1, whose product is annotated as actin gamma 1. The record is from RefSeq and is a predicted model, not a curated record. The transcript has 6 exons. The coding region runs from base 90 to 1217 and encodes 375 amino acids. NCBI's taxonomy places the organism in Eukaryota, Metazoa, Chordata, Aves, Apodiformes, Trochilidae.
CGUACGGCCUCACUCAGCCGGCGGCAGCGGAUCAGGCGGCACCGUCUCCCCAGCGCCCAGAGCAGCUUCCCCCGCACAGAACCUCCGCCAUGGAAGAGGAGAUCGCCGCUCUCGUUAUCGACAAUGGUUCCGGCAUGUGUAAGGCCGGGUUCGCCGGGGAUGACGCCCCCCGCGCCGUGUUUCCCUCCAUCGUGGGUCGCCCCCGGCACCAGGGCGUGAUGGUGGGCAUGGGGCAGAAGGACAGCUACGUGGGGGAUGAGGCCCAGAGCAAGAGAGGGAUCCUCACCCUGAAGUACCCCAUCGAGCACGGCAUCGUCACCAACUGGGAUGACAUGGAGAAAAUCUGGCACCACACUUUCUACAACGAGCUGCGGGUGGCUCCCGAGGAGCACCCCGUGCUGCUGACAGAGGCUCCCCUCAACCCCAAGGCCAACAGAGAGAAGAUGACGCAGAUUAUGUUUGAGACCUUCAACACCCCUGCCAUGUACGUGGCCAUCCAGGCUGUGCUGUCCCUGUAUGCCUCUGGUCGUACCACUGGGAUUGUUAUGGACUCUGGGGAUGGUGUCACCCACACUGUCCCCAUCUACGAGGGGUAUGCUCUGCCCCACGCCAUCCUGCGCCUGGACUUGGCUGGCCGUGACCUGACAGACUACCUCAUGAAGAUCCUGACAGAGAGAGGCUACAGCUUCACCACCACAGCCGAAAGGGAAAUCGUCCGGGACAUCAAAGAGAAGCUCUGCUACGUCGCCUUGGACUUCGAGCAGGAAAUGGCCACUGCUGCCUCCUCCUCCUCCCUGGAGAAGAGCUACGAGCUGCCUGAUGGACAGGUCAUCACCAUCGGCAACGAGAGGUUCCGGUGUCCUGAAGCUCUGUUCCAGCCUUCCUUCCUGGGCAUGGAGUCCUGUGGCAUCCACGAGACCACCUUCAACUCCAUCAUGAAGUGUGACGUGGACAUCAGGAAGGACCUGUACGCCAACACGGUGCUGUCGGGUGGCACCACCAUGUACCCCGGCAUCGCCGACAGGAUGCAGAAGGAGAUCACAGCCCUGGCACCCAGCACCAUGAAGAUCAAGAUCAUCGCCCCGCCGGAGCGCAAGUACUCGGUGUGGAUCGGGGGCUCCAUCCUGGCCUCGCUCUCCACCUUCCAGCAGAUGUGGAUCAGCAAGCAGGAGUACGACGAGUCCGGCCCCUCCAUCGUCCACCGUAAAUGCUUCUAAACACGGACUGGCUGGUGGGGCAGCCCCCUGCCCCCUGCCUCCCAGGCGUCUACGUUUGCCCAGGCAAACCCCAUACACCUCGUGCUAGCCUCAUACAACUGGAAUAAGCCUUCUGCCCCUUGGAAAAACAAAAAAACCCAUAAAAAAAUAGAUUAAAUGCUCUGUGCGUGCCCCCUGGCAGCCUCAUGCCAGCGCUGGACGGGUGGUGUCACCUCCUGUCACCCUGUCCUUCCCCCCUGCUCCUGCACCUUGCCUGCAGGGUGUGGGGGGAGCUGGGUUGUGCCGUGAUCCGGUGUGGAAUAUUCCAGGUUUUCCUGUAGAGGCUGGUAGGAGUCCAUCGGGAAUUCACUUCUGUGGCUGCAAAAGGUUGGGGAAUAAUUAAAAUAUACAGAAAAAAAAACCCCCACCC